Molecule: messenger RNA, 563 nt
Organism: Mytilinidion resinicola
Lineage: Eukaryota; Fungi; Ascomycota; Dothideomycetes; Mytilinidiales; Mytilinidiaceae
Exons: 4
Coding region: 1-294 (97 amino acids)
Biological process (GO): mitochondrial electron transport, ubiquinol to cytochrome c
Source: RefSeq, a predicted model, not a curated record
AUGGGUGGCGGCGGUGAAAAGCUCCCCGGCCAAUAUAUGGGAUGGUGGGGCAGUCUAGGCUCUCCCGCCCAAAAAGGCAUUACCAGCUACGCCCUUUCUGCCAACCAGCAGCGCCCGCUUGCCGGCACCCUCCACACUGCUAUCUUCAAUACCGCCCGUCGCACCCGCUACCAGAUUCUGUACUGGGCGCCUCCGCUGAUUGUCGCGUACUCGACCAUGGUGUGGGCUAUUGAGAGGAACGAGUACCUAAACUCCAAACCCGGCCGAGCGGAGUUUGCCGAAUCCGAAGAAUAGAGGCGUCGGAGCGAUGAGGCAGCAAAGGGAGAAGACUAUGAUUGGAAUCUUGGGAGGGUGCAGACAGUGUAUAUUACAGCGGAGUGCCAAUAGACCGUUCUGUGUAACAAUGACGAGACAAUCGAUUUCUGGCGUGAUGAGCUAGCCAUGCCUCGAGGUGAUGCACAUGGAACACCAGCACCCUUGCAAAGAACCGAACCUAGAAAAACCUGCUAGAAGAGACGUAUAAUAAAAACAGAUCAAAACCAGGCCACAACAUCUAAAUACCG